Messenger RNA from Chaetomium strumarium, 1125 nucleotides. RefSeq lists its product as uncharacterized. The coding region runs from base 83 to 847 and encodes 254 amino acids. Lineage: Eukaryota; Fungi; Ascomycota; Sordariomycetes; Sordariales; Chaetomiaceae. The transcript has a single exon. The record is from RefSeq and is a predicted model, not a curated record.
CGCAACUCAACUCAAAUCCAGGCAGGUCGAUUGACUGUCAAUCAUAGAGCGCGAGUCGAUUACCUAUCUUCAAGAUUGCGAAAUGACGGAACCAGCACAGGCCGCGAUCGGCCAUUCAGUUGCGCUGCUUCGUCCUGCGGCUCGAAGCCUCGCGAAACAACUCCAGGACCUUGGCGAUGUCAACGUCGAGGGCCUGCCAACUGACGACUUCACGGACUGGCCCAAGGUUCGCCUGCACGGAAGGAAUUACAUAUUAGAAGACUGGCUUCACAGGAAACGACCUCGCACCUCUUGGAUCGGUGACCAUGGGAGAUUCCUCUCCGAAGUGAUCGGCGGGCGUGAUGUCGGCCGAUUCUGGUGCUGUGGUUACUGCGGCCAGAUCUUCGCCGCCAAAGCGACAUCAUCGCCAGGCGUCCACCUUAACCAGCAUCAUCAGAAGUAUGAGGAAGGUAAAGAGGCCACGACGCCUGUCGUCAAGAAGCAACGGCCGGCAUUUGAGAUAAUUCGCGGCGCAGCCAGGAGUACCAGUAGUACUCCCCUGUCGGCCCCUUCGCCGGAAGAUAGCUUCAAGACGUCCCUGCUCGACUGGGAGGAGGCGGUGCAAAGCAUUCCCAACACGGCCAACACCAUUCUCAGUAACAAUAACAACAACAACGAUAACAACGAUAACAACGGCAAACUCCUGGAAGACACCAGGAAACGCCUUGACGAAACCAGGCAGGAGUUGGCGGAGACCCGACAAGAGCUGGCGGACACCCAGCAGCAGCUUGCACAGCUGUAUGUCGAGAACCAGCGACUGAAGGCGGAGAACCGCAGGCUUCAGGGGAAGGUGCAAGGACAUAGGUAGGAUGAUAUUAGAUAGGCAGAAGCGCUAUGGGGUUGAGAAAGUGGCUAGUACCAUCGAAGCUGCAGAGGGAAUUCGAGUCUGAGGACAGCAAUACGGCUAAGUGUGAUAGUUGCUGCAAUCGUUGGGAACGAUGGACUGGAAGGGUGGAGUGAGUACAACUACUAGGCGUGAGGAGGUACCCCCGUGUGCCAGGGAUCCGCGGGAAAUAAUAUGCAAGGCGAAUGGGGAUUACUUGGUCUCGGUGUGCUCGUUCCGAAGCUGGCGGAGGGGGGCGGAAG